AUGCUUCAUGAAUCUAGAAUUGCCGAGACGCUUCCGGAAGAAGUUCUGACCAAAAUGCAUGCUCCAGCCAAGUCAAACCACCCGGUUGCUGAGCCCAGGGAUCUGCUCGCGUAUGAUGCUAUCCUGUUCGGCAUCCCCACCCGUUAUGGAAACUUCCCUGCGCAGUGGAAGGCAUUCUGGGACAAGACCGGCGGCAUCUGGGCCAAGGGCGAGUUCUUUGGCAAGUUCGCAGGCGUGUUCGUCUCUACCGGUACUCCUGGAGGUGGCCAGGAAUCGACUGUCAUCGCCUCUAUGAGCACUCUCGUCCAUCACGGAAUGAUCUUCGUCCCAUUGGGCUACAAGAACACUUUCCAGAUGCUGUCAAACGUUUCCGAGGUUCGUGGUGGUAGCCCAUGGGGUGCUGGAACCUUUGCUGGAGCCGAUGGUUCUCGUCAACCCACUGCUCUCGAGCUCGAGCUUGCUCAGACACAGGGUAAGGGAUUUUACGAGACCGUCUCAAAGGUCAAGUUUGCAUAG
Trichophyton benhamiae CBS 112371 is the source of this 516-nucleotide messenger RNA. RefSeq lists its product as uncharacterized. Gene Ontology annotation, molecular function: FMN binding; NAD(P)H dehydrogenase (quinone) activity. The transcript is spliced from 2 exons. Bases 1 to 516 code for a protein of 171 amino acids. Lineage: Eukaryota; Fungi; Ascomycota; Eurotiomycetes; Onygenales; Arthrodermataceae. The record is from RefSeq and is a predicted model, not a curated record.